This is a messenger RNA of Chara braunii, 2929 nucleotides long. Lineage: Eukaryota; Viridiplantae; Streptophyta; Charophyceae; Charales; Characeae. The record is from the annotation of a GenBank genome assembly.
GUAAUCACGACUACUGUUCUUUUGGCGUUAAGGGGCAGAUACACUGGUUAACUAAGUAUCUGGUACGAUCAGAGAUCACCGCGAGCAUGUUGGAUCUAAAGGAAGCCGGUGUUUACAUCGUGGCGUCGCCAUGGUCUAAAAAGGUUUGCGUGGGUAGUACAAUCCGGAGCACCAUGAAGAGAUGGCGUGAGCAUCUGAGCAACGUUGACACCAAGGUCAUCGGGAGUUCACCGAAACUGUACCGAUGGAUGCGCCAUUACGGUCCGGGCAAUUUCGUGAUUAUCCCGGUCAGACACGCGAAUGAAGAGGAUGAUCGGGCCUUCGAGAGACACCUCAUACAGGAUUUUCCACCUUCACUGAACACGUGCAACACUAGCGAUCGAGGGACGGGUAAGACCCGGAACAGGAGGAAAGGUAAGAGGCAGAGGAAGAGGUUGAAAACGGGACAACGUGAGAAGGUGAAGGGCGUCGUGAGUUUCACGCAUGGAAGAGCGUACGAACAGAGGGUAUCGCUGAAGACCUGGUUGGAAGGAGAAUGGAUAAAGAACACGAAGGGCGAGAGGAGGGUGCAGUUCCACGGGGGAGAGAUCUGGUCGGACGGGUGGAGGGAGAUUAAGAGGCUUUUCGGGAUGACGAAAGUGAGGAUUAAUGGGAGGGUGAAGAAAAUUUCUACGAUCAAGGGGGAACUACAGCAAGGACCGACGGUGGUGUUCAUCGGGAUCACUAAGACAACGACAACAACGGCUAUGUACAUGCAAGAACUGAGGUGGAUGCUCAAGAAACUGAUAUUAUUCAAAAAGAUGGUGAGCUAUACCACCAACCAACUGGUGGGAAUGUACCGGGCAGCAGGCUUCUUCAAAGAGAAGAAGACCAAGAAUGAUUUGAGACUGAAGAUCGACAGGGCCGUGAAGAAGAGGACUGGGGUAGGCAUACGGAAGAGGGUACAAGUGAAGGUCACGUACGAUAAACAGUUGGUGAAGAGGGAGAUAAGACAAGCGACAGAGGGUGUGGUGGGAAGAAAGGUGAAGGAUGCAGCUGUCGCUAAUCAGAUUAAAGGAAGGGUACGGGUGACCUGGAAACGAAACAGGACGGUAGGAGAGAUCAUGCAUAAUCAUCGAAAACAUGCACACGUCGGGAAACAGCUUUGCACAUGCAGAGCAGCCGGUCUUCCUACCACAGAUGGACACGUGCUCACACGGUUCUCUGAUUUGAAGGAGGUACCGGUUUUUAUGAAGAACAGCAGAAAUGUGACAUGCAGUUCGAAGGGUGGCGCCACUCAGGCGAUCGUGCAAGCUAUCAUCGAGGGGACGAGUCACCUGGGAGGGAAAAUGGAGGAUGUCGACAUACCAGCCGGCGGUUUCAUGAGCAAGGAAGUGACGGGGGCACGUGGGCAGGGCACGUGGGAUGAGGAGCAGGUGUUGAAGUGGUGUAAGAGAUUCGAGGGGCUGGUACUCGCCCCGGUGGACCGCAAUCAGGGCGAUACGGCAGUUAUCUGCCCUGUUAUUUAUCGGCACGCCUUUGGGAAGACCUUCGUGUGGAACUGUGACUACGAAGAUGCACGGGAAAAGGAGCAGGACAUCCUGCUGAGAUCGAGGAACGAUUUUGAGCAAGCCAGCCUGCAUAAGAUCGCUGCGUGGAAGACGGACGGGCGAAUUGGACGGGCGUAUGUCAUUCCCAAGGAUAAGGAUCUCGGCAGAUGGAGACCGAUAGCUCCAGCCACGGGCGACCCGGCGGGAACGGCGCAGCGAAAGGUGGCCAGGGCACUGCACUACCUUAUGAAGCUGUUCCCGAAGGAGCAGACUUUUUACCUCAAUUCAAUUCAGGAGCUACCUGCAAAACUGGAGGCGGUGCAGAAGAGAUUGACCGAGAUCGGAUGUACGGGGGUGGAGGGAAGUUGUUACGACAUAAAAGACAUGUUUACGAAGAUACCGCAUGAUGCGGUUUGGCGGUCAGUCUGGCAGAUACUAGUAUGGUAUGCUAACAGAGGUUGGAGGCAGGUUAAGGUGUCCAGGAGAGGAAGAACGUGUACGCUGAGCAAGACCUGCAGGGCGACGGAUGGCUAUGUGGGCAUCCGCUUCGAGAGUAUUUUUGCGAUGGUUGAGUACGAUCUCAACAAUGCGUAUGUCAACUGCUGGCAGGUGAUGAGGAGACAGAUAUCCGGAAUCCCCAUGGGGAAAUGUACUAGCCCGAUCCUGGCCACGAUUACUUGUGCGAUGGCAGAGUUCAAUAUGCUGAAGGGGCUGGGCUCGGAUCGGAAGUUGGUCGGUGGAUGGAGGAUCGUAGAUGACAUCACGGUGGUGGUGGGAGGGCAGGCGGGAGAGAGGAGUUCGAAUGAUGAGGUUUUCGGGAAACUAGAGACCAGCUAUGAUGAAAACCUAACUCUGGUCAGAAAGGACGGAGGGAAGGACUGGUGGCAUUUUCUGGGCGGAUCGUUUUACCUGCUGCAACAGCCAGUGAGACUGAUGUUCGUCCCGGGGACGAAGAAUCUGGUGACACUACGGGAGACUGCCAGUGUCAGGUAUCAGACGAUGCAGGACUAUGCAUCGUACUCGGAGAAAAAGUUGAAGAAGUCUACGCUGGCAGCCACCCUGAGGAGAUCGUGGAGCUCGACUUCAUGCCAGGUCUUGGUCAUUGGCUCGAUAGCCUAUACGCUGUGGGAGGCAUACCUCCGGGGCUAUGCCCCGGACGUCUCUCUAGGUGUCGUGGCCAAAUUGGUCGAGGCUACGAGUGAUCCGAAUCUGCGCUGUCUACUGCAGAUGUUGAGCAAGGGGUUCCCGCAGAGGAGACGGGGUGUAACGGGUACCAGGGGUCCGGGGUACGAGGUCGGAGGGUACGGGUAGGUSGUAAUGGAUAAGGGGUACCAAGGGAGUUAGGGACAGGGAUAGUGAAUUGGAAAAUGCUGGCAAUGGGAUAAAGCGGGGUUUGUCAC